AUGAAGAAGAUGGACACACCGCCGCUCACGCCCACGCACAAAUUCGCUCCCGUCAAGCUUCCUCCCCUCAAGCUCUCGCCAAUGAACAUUCCCUUUCCCCGACGCCUUAAGAAGGCCGUCCCCGUCUACGUCGCCGUCGUCCUCCUCAUCUUCAUCUACCUCAACCUCGACGCCUUUCCCCGCAUCACAGACGACGAGCAGGUCCCUCCCCCGGCGAGGCUUCCCGGGAGCACAUUUCCGCAAAAGAUAUGGCAGACGUGGAAGAUUGACCCGCUGCUCUUCGGCAUCACGGAGACGGUGCGCGCCACGACAUGGCUGCAGAAGAACCCGCAGAUGCGGUACGAGGUCAUCACCGACAGCAACGAGAUGACGUACGUCGAGGAGCACUUUGGCCCCGACGGCGUCAAUCGCCCGGACAUUGUCGAGUUCUACCGCAACGUGAAGCUCCCCAUCAUCAAGGCGGACCUGCUGCGCUACAUGAUUCUGUACGCAGAGGGCGGCGUGUACGCCGACAUUGACGUCGAGGCGCUCAAGCCGUUCCACCGCUUCCUCCCGGAGCGGCACAACGAGGAGGAGUACGACCUGGUGGUGGGCAUCGAGGUGGACGAGCCGCAGUUCAAGGACCACCCGAUCCUGGGGCAAAAGUCGCAGUCGUUCUGCCAGUGGACCAUCAUCGCGAAGCCACGGCACCCGGUGAUGCUAAAGCUCGUCGAGAACAUCAUGAAGUGGUACAAGGGGGUGGCCAAGAAGCAGCGCGUGCCCAUCUCGCGUGUGGAACUCGACUUUGACCAGGUCAUCACGGGCACAGGCCCAUCGGCGUUUACGACGGCGCUGUUGGAGGAGAUGAACCGGCAGCAGCCCAAGGGCGCGGCCAAGGUGACGUGGGACGACUUCCACCACAUGGACGAGUCCAAGGUCGUGGGCCGGGUGCUGGUGCUCACGGUCGAGGCGUUUUGCGCCGGGCAGGGCCACUCGGACUCGGGCAACCACGGUUCGCGCGGCGCACUCGUCAAGCACCACUACCACGCCAGCAACUGGCCGAGCCGGCACCACCGCUACAACCACCCGGCGUACGGCCAGGUCGAGGAGUGCAACUGGAACGUCGAGUGCGUGCAGCAGUGGGACAAGGACGUGGCGGGCUACGAGAAGCUGUCUGCCGAGCAGAAGAAGGCCAAGGUGGCGGAGCGCGUCAAGCUCGUCAACGGGUCAUAG
This is a messenger RNA of Purpureocillium lilacinum, 1212 nucleotides long. RefSeq lists its product as uncharacterized. NCBI's taxonomy places the organism in Eukaryota, Fungi, Ascomycota, Sordariomycetes, Hypocreales, Ophiocordycipitaceae. Gene Ontology annotation, molecular function: alpha-1,6-mannosyltransferase activity. The record is from RefSeq and is a predicted model, not a curated record. Gene Ontology annotation, biological process: protein N-linked glycosylation. Gene Ontology annotation, cellular component: mannan polymerase complex.